CCCAUUUUCACUAGAAGCCUUAGGGCAUGAGUCCAACUCAAAUUAAAUUAAACCUAAGUUGAAAACACUCAAACUCCAAGUUCAUUCAAAUAUUAAAAUUGAUUAUUAAUGAUGGUCACGCACGCUACCCGAAGGCACGUGAGAGAGCACCCCUACACCUAUAAAUAAGAGAUUAGAAUUUCCAUAAUUCGGUUAUUUAGAAUAUUGCAGAUACAAAGCCUGGGUUUUUUCAAAAUCCGAAGCGUUUGCAGAAAAGGACUUGAGCUAUAUGGGGAAGAGAAAGUCAAGGGCGAAGCCGCCUCCUAAGAAGCGAAUGGACAAGCUUGACACUGUUUUCAGCUGCCCUUUCUGCAACCAUGGUACUGGUGUUGAGUGCCGCAUCGAUAUGAAAAACCUAAUUGGGGAAGCCUCAUGCAGGAUUUGUCAAGAGAGCUUCAGCACUACUGUAACAGCUACAGUGAAUGGAUUGAUGAAUGUGAGCGGGUCAACAACCUGGAGGAUGAUGGUCAUUUAGAAGGCAGAGCUGAUGCCUAGAAAACCAAUUCCAUUUUGUGAUAAAAAAGCUUGAAGUGAUCUGAAUGUUUUCAAGGUUUUGAUGAAUCUGUUGGUUCAGUGGGAACAAUAGGUUAUAAUGUACUCGAUGACAGUAUUAGUAGUUCUAAGUAGGCCACUUCUGAUUGUCACUGCUGCAGUUGGCUGGGAAUUUGGAGAAUAAGUGACCUUAACUGCAUGAAAGUAAACUCCUUUGUUUCUGAACCCAACGGAUGCAUUUGAUAAGACCUUAAGGUAUUAUGUAUAAAGAAUGUGUGCUAAUGAAAUGCUUGUGUCGGUGCUUGGUUUUUUCUA
Vitis vinifera (wine grape) is the source of this 846-nucleotide messenger RNA. RefSeq names its product transcription elongation factor 1 homolog. Bases 269 to 514 code for a protein of 81 amino acids. The transcript is spliced from 4 exons. Gene Ontology annotation, cellular component: transcription elongation factor complex. The record is from RefSeq and is a predicted model, not a curated record. Gene Ontology annotation, biological process: transcription elongation by RNA polymerase II. Gene Ontology annotation, molecular function: RNA polymerase II complex binding. NCBI's taxonomy places the organism in Eukaryota, Viridiplantae, Streptophyta, Magnoliopsida, Vitales, Vitaceae.